Molecule: messenger RNA, 1779 nt
Organism: Aspergillus ruber CBS 135680
Lineage: Eukaryota; Fungi; Ascomycota; Eurotiomycetes; Eurotiales; Aspergillaceae
Exons: 3
Coding region: 1-1779 (592 amino acids)
Source: RefSeq, a predicted model, not a curated record
AUGCCAUGCUUCAAAGGUCUCGCCGUCAGCAUACACACGCCGGAUGGUCCCAUCCCGGAGUAUUCCAUCCAACGACAAUCGCGAGCGUCCCGUAUAGCCGGUUUUAUUCCGGUGCCACCGCCCAAGUUUCCUGAUUCCGCUACUGGAAAACCCGAGCAAUCUACCUUUGCGGUCUCAAUCACCCUCCUCAGCUCCGGACAGGAUGUUCCAUAUUCCACACCGAAACCAACGCCGGAGAACCCCUCGCCCAAGGCAAAGGUGGUCGGAGGUCUCCCGGGCCAGACGGGCGAGCGAGGACAGUACAGCAACAUGGUUGCCCCCUACCAGCCCCUGACAAACUCACCGAACGAAACGAUUGCGGCGUACAUCUAUUUUGACGGUCGACAAAAGGAAGAAGUAGCCACUCUGCUCCGCAGAGGAGAGGAGACCUGGGUCAAUUCUCGUUGGGUCAGCGUACCCGAUUCCGAGGGAGGUGGCCUUGCAGAGCGGGAGUUUUUAUUCCGGGAAGUUGGUUUGGAGAGGUGGCUCAAUGGCUUGGACCUGGAGGGAAAGGAUGCUGCCGCCAAAAUAGAACGCCGAAGACAGAAGAUCGAAAAGCGUCGUCAGAAUCGAAACUCGACCGAUGGUAAUGGCGACAUGCAAACGAAAGCCGACAAAGGAAUCAUGCGAUAUGGCAAUGAUGCGCUGGAGGAUGUGUCGGACGAUGAAGUGUCUUCCGAUUCCGACGACGAUCCUAUUCCCGAGUCUGCCGGACAGAUUAAGGUGGCACUUUACCGUGUCCUGGCCUCCGGGGAAAUCAAACGGGGCGAAUACUCUCCGCAAUUCGACGCACAUGACGACGACGAUGAGGCCGCGGGGAAUGGUGGGGACGCAGGCGCUGACAUUGACCAUACUACGAGUUUCGCGAAACCAAAGUCAUUGGAUCCGAAGUCCAUCAGCACCCAGACGGUGACGGGUAUUGACCCGACAGACAAGCCUUAUGCGACUUUUACUUUCAUGUACAGAGGAUCACGGCAAUUGCAAAAAAUGGGCAUCUUGAAAGACCCCAAGGCACAAGAAACCCCAGGUUCUACCAAGAGGAGGUCACUCCAGCCUGAUUUCUCCAACCUUGGACCGCUCAAGCCGGGUGGUACUGUGGGAUUUCUCAAUUUCCGGGACAGCAAGCAGGAGAAGCGGAAGAACAAAAAGAACAACAAAGCCGAAAAGGACGUUGAUGAUAUGGACAGCGAUGAUGAUGAUGAUGAUUCGAUCCUCGGGAAAGCCGAUGACGAAGAGGCCAAAGAGGAUACCCAUCAUCUCUCUCCGGACGAUUCCAGAUUCGGAGGUGAGCUUGCAGAGGGUGUUCGCAAAAUUAAGCUUAAACGCCAACACUCUGCCGCUUCUUUGUCUGGCAGUACCAAGGCCGAUGCUGCGAACACUUCCGCUUCUGGCGAGGCCAAGCAGCCCUCAUCAAGUUUGUCUACGAGUCCUCCAACCGCAUCUGCGACAGCUACUUCGGCAUCAGACCUAUUCAAGCCGGCUAUGAAUGCGGCAAACGGCGAAACUGCUGGAAGCCCUCUGAAAAAGCAACGAGCCAGCGUAUCGGGAGCUGAUGAAAAUGCCAUCAGAAAGCGGAUCGGGUCGGGCUUGUCCACAAACAUCACCGAUGCUCUAGGUAAUUCCGGUGCGGCCACCACAGGGCUCGAUACCACUUCGACACCUUUCGGAGAGUCUCUCAGAACUCCAGAGCCUGGGCCGCAGCAGGUUACUUCUCAGCCACAGGAUGAAGAGGAGCUAUAA